This is a messenger RNA of Aspergillus caelatus, 727 nucleotides long. RefSeq lists its product as uncharacterized. The record is from RefSeq and is a predicted model, not a curated record. The coding region runs from base 197 to 547 and encodes 116 amino acids. Lineage: Eukaryota; Fungi; Ascomycota; Eurotiomycetes; Eurotiales; Aspergillaceae. The transcript is spliced from 4 exons.
GCAAUUUGUCUGGUCUUCGGCUCUUCUUCUCCCUCUCUUCCAUUUCUGCGAACCAUUAUAAAUACUACUGGUUGUACCGCAUUGAAAGUGUGCAAGAUACAAACUUCCACUUUCUACAAUAGAUCAGAUUACUUUUUUUUGAUUUGAAACUUCCAUCCUCUCGAAUUUCUAUAUCUAAUUAACUAAGUAACCGACCAUGUCCUUCCUCGCCUCCACCAUCCGUUCAACAAUUGCCCCCCGUGUGGCCCUUCGACCAUCUUAUACCGUCACCUCCGCCUUCCACACCUCUCCUCUCCGUUCAGGUCUCAAGGAAUCUGAUCACAACCGAGAGGACCUACACAUCACCUACGAGGAGCACAAGCAGGACCAAUUGAGAAGCACCAAGGAAGGAAAGGCGAAGUGGAAGCAGGAACUUGCUAGUAACAGUGAAGCUUCGGUCAAAGCAGAUCGGGGUGAGGUUGAUAGUGACGGUCAUGAUAUAAAAGACUUACAGGAGAAGACGAAGCAUCUGCCUAACCGGGAUGGACCGGUGAACAAGACUCAAUAAAGGAAUGGGUUUUAGCUUCCUUUUCUCUUUUUUUUGUACUAUCGUCUUUUUCGUAAUUGGGGUACUAAGGUGCAAUCUGAGUUCUAAGAGAUGUGCUUGUUUUCAUUAACCUAGGCUGGGAUUCUUCUUGAUGUCAUGUAUAACUAUUCCUGAGGAAUAAGAUUUGGUGUAUGAUAUUGA